AUGUCUCGCGCAUCAAAAUUCACACUGGCAGCCACCGGCCUCGGCACAAUGGGUAUUGUGUGGUUUGUCCACUGGGCACAAGAGGCGGACAGAGCGGCUAUGCACAGAGGUGUCGAACGCGAUAUGGAAAAGCAGCGUAUCCGACUAGAACGCCAGGCCGAAUUCGAAAUGCAAAAGGCCCUCGAGCAGGAGUAUCUCAAGCUCCAGACAGUACACAGCACCACAGACGACUCAAAUCCUGCCAGCCAGAGUACAAAUCCGCAAUCAUAA
Penicillium paradoxum is the source of this 270-nucleotide messenger RNA. Its product is annotated as protein PET117. Gene Ontology annotation, biological process: mitochondrial respiratory chain complex IV assembly. Gene Ontology annotation, cellular component: mitochondrion. NCBI's taxonomy places the organism in Eukaryota, Fungi, Ascomycota, Eurotiomycetes, Eurotiales, Aspergillaceae. The coding region runs from base 1 to 270 and encodes 89 amino acids. The record is from RefSeq and is a predicted model, not a curated record. The transcript has 2 exons.